Molecule: messenger RNA, 5244 nt
Organism: Trichophyton verrucosum HKI 0517
Lineage: Eukaryota; Fungi; Ascomycota; Eurotiomycetes; Onygenales; Arthrodermataceae
Product: polyketide synthase, putative
Exons: 1
Biological process (GO): secondary metabolite biosynthetic process; fatty acid biosynthetic process
Molecular function (GO): fatty acid synthase activity; phosphopantetheine binding
Source: RefSeq, a predicted model, not a curated record
GAUCAAUACAAAGAUGUAGCGGUUAUUGGUAUGGCAUGCCGCGUUCCCGGCGGCAUACAAGAUCCUGAAAGCCUAUGGCAGGCACUUCUGGAACAAAUGGUUGCUUGUGGAGAUAUUCCCGUCCAUCGCUGGGAGCCGUAUCAUAAAAGAGACCCCCGCAACAAAAAGAUCCUUGAUCAAACAACAAGCCGAGGGUAUUUUGUCGAUACUAUUGAAGACUUUGACUAUCAAUUCUUCGGGGUCUCGCCCAAGGAAGUUGAACAAAUGGAUCCACAGCAGCGAAUUUCCCUUGAAGUUGCUUGGGAGGCUUUAGAACACGCCGGUAUUCCUUCAAAGUCACUUAGCGGCAGUGACACAGCUGUUUACUGGGGUGUCAACUCGAAUGACUAUUCAAGAUUGGUAUUGGAAGACCUACCCAACAUUGAUGCUUGGAUGGGAAUCGGAACUGCAUAUUGCGGAGUUCCAAACCGGAUAUCCUAUCAUUUAAAUCUGACUGGGGCAAGCGUUGCCGUUGAUGCUGCUUGUGCCUCUUCCCUUGUUGCUGUGCAUCACGGUGCAGCCGCUAUUGCGACAGGAGAAUCACGAAUUGCCAUUGUUGGGGGCGUGAAUGCUCUUUGUGGGCCUGGACUUACUCGGGUUUUGAACAAGGCUGGGGCUGUCUCUCCAGACGGACAGUGCUGCUCAUUUGACGAAGAUGCGAACGGCUAUGGCCGUGCAGAAGGUGCGGGGGCUGUCAUUCUUAAAAAUCUGUCCCAGGCUCGGCUUGAUGGAGACCAUAUCCUUGCAGUUAUCAAGGGUACUGCAGUCGGCCACAAUGGGAGAACAAAUGGAAUCAUGGCCCCAGAUUCCAAGGCACAGCAACUUGUGGCUAGAAAUGCCUUGCAGGCCGCAAAUGUUGAUCCUGACACCGUACAUUACGUCGAGGCCCAUGCCACAUCCACAGCACUUGGGGAUCCAACAGAAAUCAACGCCCUUGCAGAAGUUUACGGGAAAAGGCAUUCUAUAGACAAUCCUUGUUAUAUUGGCUCUAUCAAACCAAAUAUCGGACAUUUAGAGGCAGGCGCUGGGGUUAUGGGCCUCAUUAAGUCUAUUUUGAUAGUUCAAAAAGGACUGAUGCCGCCUCAAGCCAACCUAAAAACGCCGAACACGAAAAUAAAAUGGAAUGACUCCGGCCUAAAAGUGGUUCAGGAAUUAACAGACUGGCCAGAUGACACAGGGCCACGCCGCGCUGCAGUGUGCUCUUAUGGCUAUGGUGGAACAGUGUCUCAUGCUGUUAUUGAAGAGUUCCAGGAAUUUUCUCCCAUCCUCCAUAAUGAGACAAGGGACUCGUCCAAUGGGCACCUGCUUCUACUUUCCGCUCCACAUGAACAACGCUUAGCAGCUCUAGCUCAAUCGCUCAAAACUUGGAUAGGGCAACAAGACAAGGCUCAAUUUGAUUUGGCUAUGUUUUGCAAAACCCUUGCGGCACGCCGAAGCCAUUAUGAGUUCAGAACAUCGGCAGUCAUACAUGAUGUUGAAGGCGCCAUAGCUGCUUUGGAUUACAUAUGCAAAGGAGCAAACAAUCAAUGGAUUACCCGGAGCCGCGUUCUCCCAUCUGAUUUGGCGAAGGAUGUUGUAUGGGUUUUCUCUGGCCACGGAGCACAGUGGACCGACAUGGGAAAGGAGUUAAUAAACAACAGGGUUUUCCAUGAUGCAAUUCAAGCCCUUGACAAGAUUGUUGAGGAAGAAAUCAACCUUUCCCCCAUUGAAUGGCUUCAGUGCGGAGAUUUCAAUUCCUCCGAUCGCGUGCAGAUUUUGACAUAUAUUGUACAAAUCGGAAUAAGCGCCUUGUUAAAGAGCCGUGGUAUCUAUCCCCAGGCAGUUAUUGGUCACUCUGUAGGAGAGAUAGCUGCCUCUGUGGUCGCAGGUGCUCUUUCACCCGAAGAGGGCACUCUUAUAGUGACUCGCCGAGCCACCUUGUACAGGCAAGUCAUGGGCCAAGGGUCAAUGUCCCUGAUCUCCAAGCCUUAUCAAGAGGUAUGCGAAGAACUUAAGAAAGCCAGAGACGUAGUAGCGGCCAUCGAUUCUUCUCCAACUUCCUGUGUAAUUGCAGGGACAAAUGAUUCCGUGGCUGCUCUCACCGAGAAAUACCAAAAACAAGGAGUGAAAACAUAUACUGUGAAGACAGACAUCGCAUUCCAUAGCCCAAUGUUGGACCAACUGAGAGAGCCUCUUGCAGCUACACUACAGGGUGUGCUAAAUCCAGCUCAUCCACAUGUGAGGCUAUUCUCUACUUCGUUAUUGAACCCACGGGGCAAAAAUCUUCGGGACUCUACAUAUUGGGUCAACAAUAUGACUAACCCAGUGCGGCUUACAUCUGCAGUCCUUGCUGCCGUUGACGACGGUUACCGAAGAUUCCUAGAAAUAUCUAGUCAUCCACUUGUUUCACAUUCUAUCAGUGAGACACUGAUGGAAGCUGGGAUUGAGGACUACUCCAUGAUACAAACCCUUCGUCGAGAUCAGCCAGCUGAAAAAAGCAUACUCCAUGCAAUUGGCCAACUUCACUGCAGCGGAGUAGAAAUCAACUGGAAUAGUCAGAUGAAAGGUACAUGGAUGCAAGACGUACCUCUGAGCCCAUGGGUCCAUCGCCCAAUAGCGCAGAAACAACCCAUCCACAGUACUAUGGGUAUGGUAGCGGAUAUUCAUGAUGUUGACACGCAUACACUGUUGGGUCGCCGCACCACCAUAGCCGGUACAGAUCUAGUUGUGCAUUCGACUACGCUUGAUAGCACCACAAAACCUUUCCCAGGGAGCCAUCCAGUGUUUGGUACAGAAAUUGUCCCGGCUGCCUGUCUACUCAAUACAUUUUUGAAAGCGACUGGAAACUCGUCACUACAGAAUACCAUACUCAGGGUCCCUGUUUCAACGAGUGGAUCUCGAGCUGUCCAGAUAGUCAUACAAGGCGAUGAAGUGAAGCUCAUGUCUCGGUUCAUACAGAACGAAAGCGUUGAAGAAAGCUCCUGGGUAACACACACCGAGUCCCGUUGUGCAGCCCGCACCGAAGCCAUCGUAGAAGUGAUUGAUCUGUCUGGAAUUAAGACUCGUAUCGGGACUCGACUUGAUGAUGACUUCACAAUUGACUAUCUAGCCAAGGUUGGCGUUGCAGCUAUGGGAUUCCCCUGGAAGGUCAUGGAGCAUUAUGGCAAUGCAGAUGAAAUGAUAGCGAAGGUAGACGUCUCUCCCAAUACCGUGAAUCCAGAUUGGGACCAGUCAUCCUGGGCCCCAUUACUAGAUGCAGCUACUUCGAUUGGGUCUACGAUAUUCUUCUCUGAUCCUCGACUACGUAUGCCAGCUCAGAUCCAGCAGGUAGACAUUUGGACUGCCCAGGACCCACCUAAGAUAGGCUGGAUAUACGUCAAGAGAGACACCACAAUUGACUACUCUUCCCACGUUUAUAUACUGAGUGAGGACUCUCGAUUGCUUGCUAAAUUUACUUCCAUGCGAUUUUCAGAAAUUGAGGGCACACCUGGUGCAAGCGGGAGCAUGUCCAGCUUGGUGCAUCGUGUUGCUUGGCCUCCAGCUUAUCCUGCAGAGGACCCCAUUCCAAUUCAGAGGAUUAUCAUGGUUGCUAUGAGCAAUACCAUGCGAGAGACAUACGCCAGAACGCUACCGGCCAAUAUACAGUUGGAUCAGCUUACAACUAUAGAGGCUUUGCGUGAAGUGUUGCCAUCCAUUGGAAAUCAGAAAGGGACUGCCAUAGCCUAUAUCCCGGAAGAAGUCCAGUCACUGCAAGAGGUGCCUUCAGCAGCUGAAAGGUUCACCUGGCAGCUACUGGAGAUUAUUAAAUAUGUUGCUCAGAACUCUUUGGCUACCAAAUUAUUUGUGCUUACCACGAACAUGAUGGAAGCAGAGACUCCUACGGCGCUCGCACACUCUCUACUAUUGGGACUUAGUAGAGUCAUUGCCAGCGAACACCCCGACAACUUUGGAGGGCUUAUUGAUGGAGAACAGCAUACAGUGCCUCUCACUGCCAUGAAGUAUAUCCAGGGGCCCGAUGUAAUUCGUAUCAUGGACGGUAUUCCGCGAACAGCUAGACUCCGUGCUCUAUCCCGAGACUGUCGGAAGCAGGAAGUUUCCAAGGCUCUUCCCCGGCCCGAGGGAACAUAUUUGAUUGCUGGUGGCUUGGGUGUUCUAGGCCUCGCCGUGGCUGAAUUCCUGGUCAGCCACGGCGCUCGACGGCUUGUUCUUAUUUCCCGACGAGGCCUCCCACCACGGAGAAUCUGGGAUCGGGCCAGUAAGGAGCUACAGCAAGUUAUAUCCAAGAUUCGGGAUCUUGAGCAGCAAGGCGUUUGUGUUCACAUUUUAGCUUUGGAUCUCUCAACCUCACAAGCGGCAGAGCGUUUGCUGGAGAAAUUGGACCGGUUGAAUCUCCCACCAGUAUUGGGCGUUGUCCAUGCCGCAGGUGUGUUAGAGAAUGAACUUAUUCAAGACGCCACACAAGAUGCGUUUGCUCGCGUCCUCUCGCCCAAAGUUGCUGGGUCAUUAGCGCUGCAUGAGGCGUUCCCUCCUGAUUCACUCGACUUCUUCGUUCUCUUCUCAUCAUGUGGUCAAUUAUUUGGGUUCCCCGGGCAAGGUGCAUACGGCAGCGCCAACACCUUUCUCGACGCCUUAGCUACACACCGCCGUAAUCUGGGCGAGAAUGCCGUUUCAUUCCAGUGGACAGCAUGGCGUGGAAUGGGGAUGGGCAGUGACAGUGACUUUGUUGCUGCAGAGCUUGAGAGCAAAGGCAUCACUGAUGUGACCAGACACGACGCCUUUCAGGCUUGGCUGUACCUUUUACAGUUCAAUACCGAUCAUGGAGUUGUACUUCGCAGUCGCUCCUUUGAGGAAGGAGAACCGCUGCCGACGCCCUUACUCAAGGACAUUGCGAUCCGUCGUGCACGAUCUAUAACUGACCCACCCAGUGUCACCGACGGUGGUUCUUCGAGUGGUGCCUGUAAGAAGCUUCCAUCCUCAGGGCCGGAACUCAAAGCAUACCUUGACGAGCAGAUCCGUGAAUGCGUCGCCAGCGUCCUUCAUCUCCCAUCCACGGACGUUGACUCAAGGAUAGCAUUAUCGGAUCUUGGACUAGACUCAGUCAUGAACACUGCCCUUAGGCGGCUGCUUCAACGAACUUUCAAGAUAAACAUCCCACCUACAUUAGUCUGGAGUUACCCAACAGUCAAGCAUCUCGUUGGCUGGUUUUCCGAGAAGUUGGCUAAGUAA